UGUAAAAAAAAAAAAAAAGAAAUCAGUAAACAAAUACUGAAACGAAAAAAGACCCACUCCGCUUCCCAUUUCUUAAAUACAAUAUAAAUUUCCCUUCAGAUCCGCUUCUUCUUCGAUCUCUCUCUCUCUCUUUUCUCAUUCGAUUGAGGGCUCGGAAGGGUUCCACUCAGAUCUAAAGGAAUCUUUGUCCGACUCUCUGGAACCCUGAUUUCUUCGUCCAAACCCUAACUCGGAGCUCCGAUCCAGUCGCCAUGGCUGCGGCCAGUGCUCCGAUCGCUAUGAAGGAAGCCCUGACGCUUCCGACUGUUGGGAUCAACCAACAAUUCAUCACUUUUACUCACGUAACCAUGGAAUCUGAUAAAUAUAUUUGCGUGAGGGAGACAUCUCCACAGAACAGCGUAGUUAUUAUCGAUAUGGGCAUGCCGAAUCAGCCGUUGAGAAGGCCAAUUACUGCUGACUCAGCUUUGAUGAAUCCCAACAGCAGAAUUCUUGCUCUUAAAGCCCAAAUACCCGGAACUACCCAGGAUCAUCUCCAGAUAUUCAAUAUUGAGUUGAAGACCAAAAUUAAAUCACAUCAGAUGCCCGAACAGGUUGUUUUUUGGAAAUGGAUCACUCCUAAAAUGCUGGGAUUGGUCACUCAGUCAUCAGUAUACCACUGGUCUAUAGAAGGUGAUUCUGAGCCUGUGAAGAUGUUUGAUAGAACAGCUAAUUUGGCAAAUAAUCAGAUUAUUAAUUACCGAUGUGACCCAUCUGAAAAGUGGCUAGUUCUGAUUGGAAUUGCACCUGGUGCUCCUGAGAGACCACAGCUGGUUAAAGGAAACAUGCAGCUUUUUUCUGUUGAUCAGCAGCGUAGCCAGGCGCUAGAAGCACAUGCUGCCUCAUUUGCAUCAAUUAAGGUUGCUGGAAAUGAUAAGGAUUCUAUUCUUAUUUGCUUUGCUUCAAAGACUACCAAUGCUGGACAGGUUACGUCAAAAUUGCACGUGAUUGAGCUUGGUGCCCAGCCAGGUAAACCGGGCUUUUCAAAGAAACAAGCAGAUCUGUUUUUUCCACCUGAUUUUGCUGAUGACUUCCCUGUAGCAAUGCAGAUCUCUCACAAAUAUGGCUUGAUAUAUGUUAUCACAAAACUUGGUCUCCUAUUUGUCUAUGAUCUGGAGACUGCUACAGCAGUCUACAGAAAUCGGAUUAGUCCGGAUCCUAUAUUUCUGACAGCAGAAGCUUCGUCUAUUGGUGGUUUUUAUGCCAUUAACAGAAGAGGGCAGGUUCUGCUUGCAACUGUUAAUGAGGCAACUAUUGUGCCUUUUGUCAGCGGUCAGCUGAACAAUUUGGAGCUUGCCGUUAACCUUGCCAAACGAGGAAAUCUUCCGGGAGCGGAGAAUCUGGUUGUCCAAAGGUUCCAAGAACUCUUUUCACAGACAAAGUAUAAGGAGGCUGCUGAGCUUGCUGCUGAAUCUCCACAAGGCAUUCUAAGGACUCCUGAGACCGUUGCCAAAUUUCAGAGUGUUCCUGUACAAGCUGGGCAAACGCCACCACUAUUGCAAUACUUUGGGACACUGUUGACAAAGGGAAAACUCAAUGCAUUUGAAUCUUUGGAGUUAUCUCGUCUGGUGGUGAAUCAGAAUAAGAAGAAUCUUUUGGAAAAUUGGCUGGCUGAGGAUAAGCUUGAGUGUAGUGAAGAACUAGGUGAUCUAGUAAAGACGGUUGACAAUGACCUCGCUCUGAAAAUAUACAUAAAAGCAAGAGCUACGCCGAAAGUUGUUGCUGCUUUUGCUGAAAGAAGGGAGUUUGACAAGAUUCUUAUAUACUCGAAGCAGGUUGGAUACACACCAGAUUAUCUUUUCCUUCUCCAAACCAUUCUGAGAUCAGACCCUCAGGGUGCAGUGAAUUUUGCUCUUAUGAUGUCGCAAAUGGAGGGAGGUUGUCCAGUUGAUUACAAUACUAUCACAGACCUCUUUCUUCAGAGAAACUUGAUCCGGGAAGCAACAGCAUUUCUGUUGGACGUCUUGAAGCCUAAUUUGCCAGAACAUGCUUUCCUUCAAACAAAGGUGUUGGAGAUCAAUCUUGUGACGUACCCAAAUGUUGCAGAUGCUAUAUUAGCUAACGGAAUGUUCAGUCACUAUGACCGUCCUAGGAUAGGUCAGCUAUGUGAAAAGGCUGGCUUGUAUAUUCGUGCUCUUCAGCAUUAUUCAGAAUUGCCUGAUAUUAAGCGUGUUAUUGUGAAUACUCAUGCAAUUGAGCCACAGGCUCUUGUGGAGUUUUUUGGGACUCUGUCAAAGGAGUGGGCUCUAGAGUGCAUGAAAGACCUCUUGCUUGUAAAUCUAAGAGGAAACCUUCAGAUAAUCGUGCAGACUGCCAAAGAGUAUUCUGAGCAGUUGGGUGUUGAUGCUUGCAUCAAACUCUUUGAGCAAUUUAAGUCCUACGAAGGCCUUUACUUCUUUCUUGGAUCGUAUCUCAGCUCCAGUGAGGAUCCAGAUAUACAUUUCAAGUAUAUUGAGGCAGCAGCUAAAACUGGGCAGAUUAAAGAAGUUGAACGGGUAACUAGAGAAUCAAAUUUCUAUGAUGCAGAGAAGACAAAGAAUUUCCUUAUGGAAGCCAAGCUUCCAGAUGCACGCCCCCUUAUUAAUGUCUGUGAUCGUUUCGGUUUUGUUCCUGAUUUGACCCACUAUUUAUACAGAAACAACAUGCUUCGAUAUAUUGAAGGCUAUGUUCAGAAGGUAAACCCAAGCAAUGCUCCUUUGGUGGUUGGCCAGCUGCUAGAUGACGAGUGUCCUGAAGAUUUUAUCAGAGGUCUUAUUCUUUCAGUCCGUUCUCUCCUCCCUGUAGAGCCCCUUGUCGAUGAAUGCGAGAAGAGGAAUCGUCUUCGGUUGCUCACACAAUUUCUGGAACAUCUUGUGAGUGAAGGAAGCCAAGAUGUACAUGUUCACAAUGCAUUGGGAAAAAUUAUCAUCGACAGCAAUAACAAUCCAGAGCAUUUUCUCACCACCAACCCAUACUACGAUUCACGUGUUGUGGGUAAAUAUUGUGAGAAGCGGGAUCCAACCCUCGCAGUUGUUGCUUACAGACGAGGGCAAUGUGAUGAUGAACUUAUUAAUGUUACGAACAAGAACUCUCUUUUCAAAUUGCAGGCCAGAUAUGUUGUGGAGAGGAUGGAUUCUGAUCUCUGGGAGAAAGUGCUUCUUCCUGACAAUGAGUAUAGAAGACAGCUUAUUGAUCAAGUUGUUUCUACUGCUUUACCUGAAAGCAAGAGCCCUGAACAAGUAUCUGCAGCUGUUAAAGCAUUCAUGACUGCUGAUCUUCCUCAUGAAUUGAUUGAACUGCUUGAGAAGAUCGUGCUCCAAAAUUCUGCCUUUAGUGGAAAUUUCAACCUGCAAAAUCUGCUGAUAUUAACUGCCAUCAAAGCAGAUGCAUCGAGGGUUAUGGAUUACAUCAAUAGAUUGGAUAACUUUGAUGGACCUGCUGUUGGAGAAGUUGCUGUUGAAGCACAACUGUAUGAGGAAGCCUUCGCUAUCUUUAAGAAGUUCAAUUUGAAUGUCCAAGCAGUCAAUGUUCUUCUGGAUAACAUUCAGAACAUAGAUCGGGCGGUGGAGUUUGCUUUCCGUGUUGAAGAAGAAGCAGUUUGGAGUCAGGUGGCGAAGGCCCAGCUGCGGGAAGGGCUAGUUAGUGAUGCAAUUGAGUCUUUUAUUCGUGCAGAUGACACAACCCAUUUCUUAGAAGUUAUUCAGGCUGCUGAAAAUGCUGAUGUGUACCAUGACUUGGUUAAAUACUUAUUGAUGGUCAGGCAGAAAACUAAAGAGCCAAAGGUGGAUAGUGAACUCAUAUAUGCAUAUGCUAAGAUUGAUAGGUUGAGUGAAAUAGAGGAAUUCAUCCUUAUGCCAAAUGUUGCUAAUCUCCAAAAUGUUGGUGAUCGUCUGUAUGAUGAAGCCCUAUAUGAAGCUGCAAAGAUCAUAUUUGCAUUCAUUUCAAACUGGGCCAAACUGGCUGUUACACUUGUUAAAUUGAAACAGUUCCAAGGCGCAGUUGAUGCAGCUCGCAAAGCAAACAGUUCAAAGACAUGGAAGGAGGUCUGCUUUGCUUGUGUGGAUGCUGAAGAGUUCCGGUUGGCCCAAAUCUGUGGUCUCAAUAUUAUAGUACAGGUGGAUGACUUGGAAGAAGUUAGUGAUUAUUACCAGAACAGAGGAUGUUUCAAUGAACUGAUCUCUCUUAUGGAGAGUGGCCUUGGAUUGGAGCGGGCUCACAUGGGUAUUUUCACGGAGUUAGGAGUCUUAUAUGCCAGAUACCGUCCUGAGAAACUUAUGGAGCACAUCAAGCUGUUCUCAACGCGUCUUAACAUUCCUAAACUUAUCCGUGCUUGUGAUGAACAACAGCACUGGAAGGAGCUUACAUAUCUGUAUAUACAGUAUGAUGAAUUUGACAAUGCUGCUACCACUAUCAUGAACCACUCUCCAGAUGCGUGGGAUCACAUGCAGUUCAAAGAUGUUGCUGUCAAAGUGGCAAAUGUUGAGCUUUAUUACAAGGCAGUGCACUUCUACUUGCAGGAGCAUCCUGAUCUGAUAAAUGACAUGCUUAAUGUUCUUGCUCUUCGUGUGGAUCAUACACGUGUUGUGGACAUCAUGCGGAAGGCUGGUCACUUGCAUCUUGUGAAGCCAUAUAUGGUUGCGGUACAGAGCAAUAAUGUAUCUGCUGUGAAUGAAGCUUUGAAUGAAAUCUAUGUUGAAGAAGAGGAUUAUGAAAGGCUAAGGGAAUCCAUUGAUUUGCAUGAUAACUUUGAUCAGAUAGGCCUCGCUCAGAAGCUGGAAGAUGGAAACAGUCCGCAUGAGCUUCUUGAAAUGAGACGGGUUGCUGCGUAUAUUUAUAAGAAAGCUGGAAGAUGGAAACAGUCCAUUGCUCUAUCCAAAAAGGACAAAAUGUACAAAGAUGCUAUGGAGACGUGCUCUCAAUCUGGUGAAAGGGAGCACUCUGAGGAGUUGCUUGUUUAUUUCAUUGAACAGGGAAAGAAAGAAUGUUUUGCUUCAUGUCUCUUCAUCUGUUAUGACUUGAUCCGACCCGAUGUUGCUCUAGAGCUUGCCUGGACGAACAAUAUGCUUGACUUUACUUUCCCAUACCUUCUACAGUUAAUUCGAGAAUACACGAGCAAGGUGGACGAGUUAAUGAAAGAUAAGCUUGAAGCCGUGAAUGAAAACAAAGCCAAGGAGAAGGAAGAGAAAGACAUGGUCGCUCAACAGAACAUGUAUGCCCAAUUGCUACCUCUUGCAUUACCAGCACCACCGAUGCCCGGAAUGGGAGGAGGAAUGGGCGGCCCCUUUAGUGGGCCACCAGCACCACCACCGAUGGGUGGCAUGGGCAUGCCUCCUAUGCCUCCCUUUGGCAUGCCUCCCAUGGGAUCGUAUUGAAUAUGAUUUUGGCUAAUAUCAAUUUGCGGAUUUUGUUUGUACUGAUUGGGGCAGCUCAAUGAAGGACCGGCCAAUUGAGAAAGAGAAAAGGAAUAAGUCACUUGUGUAAUUUUAUCGGUUGUGUAUCUCCUUAAUUUUCCGUCUGUAGCUAGAAAUUUUUUUUUUCUCUCACUGCCGUUGAGGCGGAGAUUGAGGACAUUGAUGGCUACUGAUUUUGGUGUAAUGAAAGUAGGGUUGUUGCGGUUAAAUUUGUACGGUAAUGACUGGGAUCCAUUUGUAUAUGCUCUGCCUGAUACGCUGAUUGUACUGUUCUCCAUUCAUAUUCUUGGGUGUUAUAUAUUGGCUUUUCAUUAUUUGUAUG
This is a messenger RNA of Asparagus officinalis (garden asparagus), 5748 nucleotides long. Its product is annotated as clathrin heavy chain 1-like. Bases 252 to 5387 code for a protein of 1711 amino acids. Gene Ontology annotation, cellular component: clathrin coat of trans-Golgi network vesicle; clathrin coat of coated pit; plasmodesma. Lineage: Eukaryota; Viridiplantae; Streptophyta; Magnoliopsida; Asparagales; Asparagaceae. The transcript is spliced from 30 exons. Gene Ontology annotation, biological process: receptor-mediated endocytosis; intracellular protein transport. Gene Ontology annotation, molecular function: clathrin light chain binding; structural molecule activity. The record is from RefSeq and is a predicted model, not a curated record.